Messenger RNA from Closterium sp. NIES-67, 3515 nucleotides. The record is from the annotation of a GenBank genome assembly. Lineage: Eukaryota; Viridiplantae; Streptophyta; Zygnematophyceae; Desmidiales; Closteriaceae.
UGUGCCAUGUGCUUCGUGGGUGCCAUGUGCUUCGAGCGUGCCAUGUGCUUCGAGUGUGCCAUGUGCUUCGAGUGUGCCAUGUGCGCCAUGUGUUUCGAGUGUGCCAUGUGUGCCAUGUGUUUCGAGUGGUGCCAUGUGUUUCGAGUGUGCCAUGUGCUUCGUGUGUGCCAUGUGUUUCGAGUGUGCCAUGUGUUUCGAGUGUGCCAUGUGCUUCGAGUGUGCCAUGUGCUUCGAGCGUGCCAUGUGCUUCGAGCGUGCCAUGUGCUUCGAGCGUGCCAUGUGCUUCGAGCGUGCCAUGUGCUUCGAGCGUGCCAUGUGCUUCGAGCGUGCCAUGUGCUUCGAGCGUGCAAUGUGCUUCGAGCGUGCCAUGUGCUUCGAGCGUGCCAUGUGCUUCGAGUGUGCCAUGUGCUUCGAGUAUGCCAUGUGCUUCGAGUGUGCCAUGUGCGCCAUGUGUUUCGAGUGUGCCGUGUGCUUCGAGUGUGCCAUGUGCUUCGCGGGUGCCAUGUGCGCCAUGUGUUUCGAGUGUGCCAUGUGCGCCAUGUGUUUCGAGUGUGCCAUGUGUUUCGAGUGUGCCAUGUGCUUCAGGUGUGCCAUGUGCUUCAACUGUGCCCUGUGCUUCGAGUGUGCCAUGUGCUUCAGGUGUGCCAUGUGCUUCAACUGUGCCCUGUGCUUCGAGUGUGCCAUGUGCUUCGAGGGUGCCAUGUGCUUCGAGCGUGCCAUGUGCGUCGAGCGUGCCAUGUGCUUCGAGCGUGCCAUGUGCUUCGAGCGUGCCAUGUGCUUCGAGCGUGCCAUGUGCUUCGAGUGUGCCAUGUGCUUCGAGUGUGCCAUGUGCUUCGAGCGUGCCUUGUGCUUCGAGCGUGCCAUGUGCUUCGAGCAUGCCAUGUGCUUCUAGUGUGCCAUGUGCUUCGAGUGUGGUAUGUGUUUCGAGUGUGCCAUGUGCUUCGAGUGUGCCAUGUGCUUAGCGGGUGCCAUGUGCUUCUAGCGUGCCAUGUGCUUCGAGUGUGCCAUGUGCGCCAUGUGUUUCGAGCGCGCCAUGUGCUUCGAGUGUGCCAUGUGCUUCGAGUGUGCCAUGUGCUUCGAGUGUGCCAUGUGCUUCGAGUGUGCCAUGUGCUUCGAGUGUGCCAUGUGCUUCGAGCGUGCCAUGUGCUCCGAGCGUGCCAUAUGCUUCGAGCGUGCCAUGUGCUUGGAGCGUGCCAUGUGCUUCCAGCGUGCAUGUGCUUCGAGCGUGCCAUGUGCUUCAAGCGUGCCAUGUGCUUCGAGUGUGCCAUGUGCUUCGAGUUUGCCUUGUGCUACGAGUGUGCCAUGUGCUUAGCGGGUGCCAUUUGCUUCGAGCGUGCCAUGUGCUUCAAGCGUGCCGUGUGCUUCGAGUGUGCCAUGUGCUUCGAGUGUGCCAUGUGCGCCAUGUGUUUCGAGUGUGCCAUGUGCGCCAUGUGUUUCGAGUGUGCCAUGUGCUUCGAGUGUGCCAUGUGCUUCGAGUGUGCCAUGUGCUUCGAGUGUGCCAUGUGCUUCGAGGGUGCCAUGUGCUUCGAGCAUGCCAUGUGCUUCGAGCGUGCCAUGUGCAUCGAGUGUGCCAUGUGCUUCGAGCGUGCCAUGUGCUUCGAGCGUGCCAUGUGCUUCGAGCGUGCCAUGUGCUUCGAGUGUGCCAUGUGCUUCGAGUAUGCCAUGUGCUUCGAGUGUGCCGAGUGCGCCAUGUGUUUCGAGUGUGCCAUGUGCUUCGAGUGUGCCAUGUGCUUCGUGGGUGCCAUGUGCUUCGAGCGUGCCAUGUGCUUCGAGUGUGCCAUGUGCUUCGAGUGUGCCAUGUGCGCCAUGUGUUUCGAGUGUGCCAUGUGUGCCAUGUGUUUCGAGUGUGCCAUGUGUUUCGAGUGUGCCAUGUGCUUCGUGUGUGCCAUGUGUUUCGAGUGUGCCAUGUGUUUCGAGUGUGCCAUGUGCUUCGAGUGUGCCAUGUGCUUCGAGCGUGCCAUGUGCUUCGAGCGUGCCAUGUGCUUCGAGCGUGCCAUGUGCUUCGAGCGUGCCAUGUGCUUCGAGCGUGCCAUGUGCUUCGAGCGUGCCAUGUGCUUCGAGCGUGCCAUGUGCUUCGAGCGUGCCAUGUGCUUCGAGUGUGCCAUGUGCUUCGAGUGUGCCAUGUGCUUCGAGUAUGCCAUGUGCUUCGAGUGUGCCAUGUGCGCCAUGUGUUUCGAGUGUGCCGUGUGCUUCGAGUGUGCCAUGUGCUUCGCGGGUGCCAUGUGCGCCAUGUGUUUCGAGUGUGCCUUGUGUUUCGAGUGUGCCAUGUGGUUCGAGUGUGCCAUGUGCUUCGAGUGUGCCAUGUGUUUCGAGUGUGCCAUGUGCUUCGAGGGUGCCAUGUGCUUCGAGGGUGCCAUGUGCUUUGAGUGUGCCAUGUGCUUCGAGUGUGCCAUGUGCUUCGAGUGUGCCAUGUGCGCCAUGUGUUUCGAGUGUGCCGUGUGCUUCGAGUGUGCCAUGUGCUUCGCGGGUGCCAUGUGCGCCAUGUGUUUCGAGUGUGCCUUGUGUUUCGAGUGUGCCAUGUGGUUCGAGUGUGCCAUGUGCUUCGAGUGUGCCAUGUGUUUCGAGUGUGCCAUGUGCUUCGAGGGUGCCAUGUGCUUCGAGGGUGCCAUGUGCUUUGAGUGUGCCAUGUGCUUCGAGUGUGCCAUGUGCUUCGAGUGUGCCAUGUGCUUCAAGUGUGCCAUGUGCUUCGAGUGUGCCAUGUGCUUCGAGCGUGCCAUGUGCUUCGAGCGUGCCAUGUGCUUCGAGCGUGCCAUGUGCUUCGAGUGUGCCAUGUGCUUCGAGUAUGCCAUGUGCUUCGAGUGUGCCAUGUGCGCCAUGUGUUUCGAGUGUGCCGUGUGCUUCGAGUGUGCCAUGUGCUUCGCGGGUGCCAUGUGCGCCAUGUGUUUCGAGUGUGCCAUGUGCGCCAUGUGUUUUGAGUGUGCCAUGUGUUUCGAGUGUGCCAUGUGCUUCGAGUGUGCCAUGUGCUUCAGGUGUGCCAUGUGCUUCAACUGUGCCCUGUGCUUCGAGUGUGCCAUGUGCUUCGAGGGUGCCAUGUGCUUCGAGCGUGCCAUGUGCGUCGAGCGUGCCAUGUGCUUCGAGCGUGCCAUGUGCUUCGAGCGUGGCAUGUGCUUCGAGCGUGCCAUGUGCUUCGAGUGUGCCAUGUGCUUCGAGUGUGCCAUGUGCUUCGAGCGUGCCUUGUGCUUCGAGCGUGCCAUGUGCUUCGAGCGUGCCAUGUGCUUCUAGUGUGCCAUGUGCUUCGAGUGUGGUAUGUGUUUCGAGUGUGCCAUGUGCUUCGAGUGUGCCAUGUGCUUAGCGGGUGCCAUGUGCUUCUAGCGUGCCAUGUGCUUCGAGUGUGCCAUGUGCGCCAUGUGUUUCGAGCGCGCCAUGUGCUUCGAGUGUGCCAUGUGCUUCGAGUGUGCCAUGUGCUUCGAGUGUGCCAUGUGCUUCGAGUGUGCCAUGUGCUUCGAGUGUGCCAUGUGCUUCGAGCGUGCCAUGUGCUCCGAGCGUGCCAUGUGCUCCGAGCGUGCCAUAUGCUU